AUGAGCUUUCCGAUCCGAGCUACGUGCUCCAUCUCUCCGAAGGGAAAACCGUGUGGCGGCGGAGAGGAGCAGGCUCCCGGCUGCACCGGUGUCGUCACUUUUGUGCAGUUAUGGAAAUUAUCUUUGACUUUUAGACUUAGAGAGACCAUGAAGAGUUUGAAUUUUAUGGGACAGGUCACCCUGUGGACGGCGAAUCAAUUUUCUAUGCUAUCCUAUGAGACUACACAUGAAACAGUUAGAGCCCCACUGGUGAGGUUCCAAUGGUUCACCAGAGGUUCUGAAUAGUUGGCGUAAUCGUGCUCUAAUACCUGAAUCCGAGGACAAAUGCGUGAUUACAUGUUACGGCACCUGCCUCCCACGUAAUGUGCUUGCGCUUCAGCCUCACGGUUGAGAGAAAGCCAAUUCAAAAAAAAUACUAGUAUCUAUUUGAUGGAAUCUGGAGGAAAAAAACGCAUUUCUUCUUGUGUCAUGUCUAGGAUGGAAUCUGGAAAAAGGCGCAUUUCUUCUUGGUGGAAUCCGGAAAAAAGUGCGUUUUUUCCUAUCGCCCAGAAGAACAUGGACGGAGCUGCCAUGGAUACAGAAGGUAGGAGCUGCAAUUAUUGGGUGAGAGCUCUCAAAGGUCUGCGUCUGGAAGCUUAUCUACUCUCGUCUUUCUAAUAGUCGGAUCUCAAGUUAAGACCAGUUUUCGAAAGUACAAAUAAGACCAGUAUCUCAUCAUCUGUAGUAUUUCCAAGAUCAAGGUAGAAGUGGGACUAUACUUGCUCUCCAUCCACCCCACUUCAACCUUAUGAUCUUCCACAGGUCUUUCUCUUCCUAACAUAGCUACGAGCAAUAAAGGAACCUCUUCCACCACUUGCCUCGAAGAUAUCCUCCACCUUAUGAAAUGAUCUUCCUCAUAAUCCUCUCUAAUCCUUGGAUGCGGAAAAGCAGGACUUCACGGAUUCCAUAUUCACGAAAAAGCAGACUUUUCGAAUGGAUGCAUGUCAGCUGGACCUCAUUGGAAUCCUCAUGGUACUCCCAACUCGAAAGAGAAAGAGAAUACAGCAGCUGUGAAUAAACCCACGGUCGUGGUGCAAAUCUUGUUUGUGUUUUUAUAAACAAGAUUUUUACUGUCAUUCUCCAACCAACCAACCAACUAGAGCUACUACAUCAUACUAGUACUAGAACCAACCAACCAACCAACCAACCAACCAACCAACCAACCAACUAGUGCUCGCAAUUACUUUUACUUACGAUUAUAGGCAAAAACCACGGCGCACCUUCGGAUGAAGAUCGCCACGCUGGUGAUAUGGGAAACAUCACUGUUGACGAGAACGGCGAAUCGAAAGGCUCCUUGACGGAUCAUCUGAUCAAUUAAGGCAAUACGAAUACUUCUUUUGACACCCAAACAAUCUCGUUCCAUCAUCGUAGAUGUAGAUGUAGAUCGAAAACAAAAUCCAACUCGAUGUAGUCGAUGAGGUCCAAUUGUUGAUGUUGUUAAAUACAAGAACAUAAUCAAACCCACCCCUCUCCUCCCUCCCUCCCUCCCUCCCUCCAAGGCUAAGCCUCUAACCCGAAAUCUUCGGUGAGUUCACAGUCGUUGGUCGCAGCGUUAUGGUCCACGCUGACGAGGAUGACCUGGGCAAGGGAGAUCAUAGUGAGCCUGGAACCAAUGGAAAGACCUCGUUGACUAUUAAGGCUAGUUUGUCACUAUCCCACGUGGAGCAUCGUCUCCGCUGAGUGCGUCGAGUUCCUUUUGAUAGAAGGGGGAAACUAAGGGGAACGGAAACCAACGGGACAUCUCACGCGACCAGGGAUAGUGAAAAACCAUUGCUAAGACUACCGGAAACGCAGGUGCGCGCAUCGGCUGCGGCGAGAUCAUAUUGUGCUAAGCUACAUGUACUGCGCUAAAUACAUCAACAUCUAACAAGUAAGUACAUGCAAUUCUAUACAGGAGUAGGUGGACGUGGAGGACUAGACUGUGUUGUUGUACAACUAGGUGACUUAUGUACUAGAUUUGGCUUUUUUUGGAGUAAAAGUAACCAUUUUCAUUCCAUGCUAAAACCUCAAAAAACAUGUUUAACGUCAAUAAAUAAGACAAUCCCCAUCAACUCAACUUCAGGAUGCAAAGCAAGAUAUAAUCGGGCGCAAAUUGGAGGUGGGCGUACCGUUGCCGUUUUUCACCUUGGCGCGAGUUGUGAUGAAAAUGGACUACAUUUGAUGAUGAAAUUGAAGAACCUUUUCAUUCAUUUACUUCGCAAACGGAAACGUCGCAUACUGAGCUGCAUCCAUAUACUUUUUUUUGAUGGUUUACGUACUUAUCUAGUUGCACAGCCAAGCCUCAGGAAGAAUUCGGAGGCUAUAGAUCAUCGAGGAGUUAGGGGUAUUUUCUUGUAAAUAAUAUUCAAAGCUCUCUCACUUAUCUUUUUUGGGCAGCAACAUCUACAUCUAACUAUCAAAAAGGUCAUUGCAUCGCUACCAAAUCGCUCAUCAGUAUCAAAUCUUUCAUCGUGUAAUGACUUGUAGACUUUACAUCGCUAGUACUAGCUCCAACGGAGUCUGGCCAACCUUUCACGACCACAACAUUGAAGAUGCGUUGUUUCAUCACACCGAUGAACAGAGGAGACCUACUCACUAAUACUGUAAUACUAAAGAGCAGGACUACUUUAGUGGGAAUUACGACUUCAACAGCAACGCUGUGCCAGUACAACUAGUUCUGCAGAUACAUGAUAACGGCUGGGACAU
Amoebophrya sp. A25 is the source of this 2724-nucleotide messenger RNA. The record is from the annotation of a GenBank genome assembly. NCBI's taxonomy places the organism in Eukaryota, Dinophyceae, Syndiniales, Amoebophryaceae.